This is a messenger RNA of Psammomys obesus (fat sand rat), 1812 nucleotides long. It is a transcript of the gene Lrrc57, whose product is annotated as leucine rich repeat containing 57. Gene Ontology annotation, molecular function: protein binding. The coding region runs from base 86 to 805 and encodes 239 amino acids. The transcript is spliced from 6 exons. The record is from RefSeq and is a predicted model, not a curated record. NCBI's taxonomy places the organism in Eukaryota, Metazoa, Chordata, Mammalia, Rodentia, Muridae.
CUCAGGCGAGCGCGGGUCCCCGGUGUUCCCUGGCGGAGCCUUCUCUGCACUGAGCGGUCGGAGGGAACUGAGCCGCAGCGCUAGGAUGGGAAACAGUGCCCUCCGCGCUCAUGUGGAAACAGCGCAGAAAACUGGUGUCUUUCAGCUUAAGGACCGUGGUCUGACCGAGUUCCCCUCAGAGUUGCAGAAGCUAACAAGCAACCUUAGGACCAUCGAUUUGUCCAACAACAAGAUCGACAGCCUACCGCCUCUACUAAUAGGAAAGUUCACUCUGCUGAAGAGCCUCUCCCUCAACAACAACAAACUGACUAUUCUACCAGAUGAAUUAUGCAAUCUGAAGAAACUGGAGACACUGAGUCUAAACAACAACCACCUGAGAGAGCUCCCAUCUACCUUUGGGAACCUCUCUGCCCUGAAGACUCUGAGCCUCUCUGGGAACCAGUUGGGAGCACUGCCACCCCAACUUUGUAGCCUUCGACAUCUGGAUGUCGUAGAUCUCUCUAAAAACCAAAUUCGCAGUAUUCCUGACAUGGUUGGGGAGCUGCAAGCCAUCGAACUCAAUCUCAACCAGAACCAGAUAUCUCAGAUCUCCGUGAAGAUAUCCUGCUGUCCACGACUCAAAGUCCUCCGCCUGGAAGAGAACUGCCUUGAGCUCAGUAUGCUUCCACAGAGCAUCCUUAGUGACUCCCAAAUCUGCCUGCUUGCUGUGGAAGGCAAUCUCUUUGAAAUAAAGAAACUUCGAGAACUGGAGGGUUAUGAUAAGUACAUGGACAGGUUCACUGCCACCAAGAAGAAGUUUGCGUGAUGUUCUCCAGGACCAUGGGAACCUUAAAGGACACUGACUUAAAACCUCUGUUGGAAUCUGGCUGGGUCAGAGGCUGCUGAUAUUGGAGACACUCCAGAUCACUUAAUAACUUUGUUUCCUUUUGAGAACAUCUCAGAUAAGCUAAAGAGGACUUAGGAGAAGGGGACAGGAAGAGCCUUUGAUUUUGAGCCGUGGAUAGGGCGGUGGCCAGUGUUGAUCUUCACACCAUCAUUAGCUGGGCUCUAAGAAGCCAGUAGGCGGCUGCUGUUGACGCAGUGAGGGAGCGUGGCCUGGUAACGCAAUGACUCCGUGCUACAGCUUGAGCUUUUGUUGAGUUGCGGAUUACCAGCUUUCAUAAAGCCAGUUACCACAGCAUCUUCGUGUUCACACUUCAUAUUUUUAUGGAAUUCUAACUCCUGGGAAACUUGGAAGGUUAAGGAUGUACUUUUUUGUUCCAGUCCAUCAGUUCAAUAGCAGUGUUUACACUUGGAACUUGGGAUGUACAUAUGUAUGUAGCUAUCCUAAAAGAGAGCUUUGUCGGAAGGAGCACCAACACAACAGCCACCGGAGAAUGUUUCCCCAAGGCUGCAGUAGCAAUUUUUUUUUUUUUAACUAUUGCAGGUGCCUUAUUGGUAGAGGGCUCUCAAGAGCUAAAACUAUAUGCAAAAAUUGUAAUUUUUUUUUUUUUAGACAGGUUUUUGCUAUGUAGCCCAGGCUGGCCUCAGACUCACAAUCUCCCUGCCUCAACCCCACUAAGUACUGGGAUUACAGGCAUGCACCACUCUCAGCCUACUUGUAAGAUUUUAAAUGAAUUUUAAUAAUCAAGAUUUUCCUGAAGCUUUGUUAAAAAUCAUGUGUUACUUCUGGUAAUUUCUCCCCUUUUUGUAUUUAUAACUGCACUAAUCAAAUUACCUUCAAGAAUCAUUGCUACAAUAUUUUAAAAUAACCUGUUUAUCAUGGUUAUUCUCUGAAUGAGAAAAUAUACUAAAUAAAAUAUUUUUAAUGAA